Mercurialis annua (annual mercury) is the source of this 1254-nucleotide messenger RNA. Its product is annotated as CRIB domain-containing protein RIC7. The transcript is spliced from 5 exons. The record is from RefSeq and is a predicted model, not a curated record. Lineage: Eukaryota; Viridiplantae; Streptophyta; Magnoliopsida; Malpighiales; Euphorbiaceae. The coding region runs from base 303 to 1028 and encodes 241 amino acids.
CAUUUGUCAAAAACAUUAAUUUUGCAUGUUUUUGAUCUUAUAGUUUAUGUGUUUUUCGUUCAAUUAUUUUUCACUUUCAUCUUCUAAUUUUUAAAAUAAUGAACGAAUUCGAGAAACUGAUUAUAUUAUUAUAAUCAAAUUGAGAAAUCAGAAAUGCAGCUUGAGUUUAAAACCUGCACUGAAUUGAAGUUCAGUUUAUGAAUUAUUCCACUCACAUAUAAAGGGCAAUUCAAGAAAAGCAAAUAUAAAAAGCUUACAUUUUUAUAUAUAGAGAGAGAGAGAUAAAUAUUUUAUUUAUUGCAAUGUCAAACAACAAGAUGAAGGGCCUUUUAAAAGGUCUAAGAUACAUAUCUCAAAUAUUUGAUAAUGAGAAAGAGCCUGAAAUGCAAAUAGGGUUCCCUACAGAUGUAAAGCAUGUAGCCCAUAUUGGAUGGGAUGGUCCUUCAGUGACUUCACCAAGCUGGAUGAAUGAGUUUAAAGCUCCAAAUGGUGGAUUUUCAUCUUCUCCUUUAAAUGCUAAUGGGGAACCGAUCAAAGAGGACAAUCCAAUUACAUGGACUUCUGAAGAUUCAUCAAGUCGAAGAGGAUCAAGGUCAAGAGGCAUAGACAAAGACUUACCAGAAUUGCCAAAAUCAUCAAGAAGACAAUCAUCAUCAGAAAGAGCAAUGGGCGGCGAAUCACCGACUAUAGACAAGCCUAAACAAUCAAGAAGAUCAUCAAGAAACGCAGCCAAGGAUUUAGCCGACGGCAAAUCGAGUUCAAGAUAUAAGGAUCAACUCCAAGGGAACGAUUCAUCAUCAUCAAACCCGCCCGAUGUUCCCAAGAAAACAAGGCGAAAGAAAUCAAAAGACGGUUCCAACUCGAAAACUUCAAGAUCGAAACCGCCGGCUUUAGAUGCGGAUUGCGUUUCUGAAUGCGGUUCAACGUCGAAAUCUGUUAAUAGUGAGCAAUGCGAAACUGGUUCGUCGGUUUCAGCAUUUAGUACUUUCGAAGAAGAAGCAGAAAACGGAUUUUCGGGUGUUUCUUGAGGGGAUUAAUUAUUGUUAUUACAUUGUAGCUAGAAUCAUUUUAGUUGAACUAAAGAGAGAGUUCACUUUUUGUUUUUGUUUGAUCUUACAUAAUAUAUUUACUGCUACCAAAUCAUUUUUCUGUAAAGAUACCCUAUAUCAUGUUAUUGAGAUUAGAAUAUAUGUAUUCGAGACAAAAAUUGUUGGAGUUUUAUUUAGUGGAAUCAACAAAAGCUGCAUUUCUGAA